Molecule: messenger RNA, 498 nt
Organism: Eremothecium cymbalariae DBVPG#7215
Lineage: Eukaryota; Fungi; Ascomycota; Saccharomycetes; Saccharomycetales; Saccharomycetaceae
Exons: 1
Coding region: 1-498 (165 amino acids)
Source: RefSeq, a predicted model, not a curated record
AUGGCGGAGAGAUCAACUGACACAGCAUUUGCACCCCAUCAUAUGGAAAAUGGAGACAUUCCUGAUCACAAAGACGGUAGAAAGAACUCAGCUAUUACCAGCCCAAUUGUGUUGGACGAUUAUACAGGUGAAGUAUUAGUGAAGAAAGCGACUGGUAAAUCAAAAAUAAGGAAGGGUCAAAGUGAAGAGGACUACCAAGAUCAGUUGGUCCAGUUUUUCCAGUGUGGACAAGGACCAGUCCGAACUGAAGUAGGCUGGAUGGACAAGCUGUGUCUGGAAAACCAUAACUAUGAUAUUUCCAUUAAACAGGAGAGGCAGAAGCUCACUUCAUAUUGCCAACGACUAUAUUUCAACAAAAAAUUCCACGAAUCUCAUGAAUUUGCCCUCAAACUGCUAGAGUUGUAUAGACCUAUGGAUAAAAAGAAUAAAAUGGUAAAAGAAAUUGAAGAAUUAGAAUAUAUUAUUAAAAAUUCCAAGGAAAAACAAUCUUUUACAUGA